Paramecium sonneborni is the source of this 1132-nucleotide messenger RNA. NCBI's taxonomy places the organism in Eukaryota, Ciliophora, Oligohymenophorea, Peniculida, Parameciidae. The record is from the annotation of a GenBank genome assembly.
AUGAUAAUUUAUUUUUUGUUAUCAAGUGUUUUAGGAUCUCAUAUUUAUCCUAUAUCUUAAAUGCAAAUAACACAUAAUUUUCAUUUAGAAUAUGAAUCAGGUUCUUUAAUAGUUGAUUUAAAUUCAGAAUUGAGUUAUUUAGAUAGAGUAGGAGAUACAAUAAGAUGUAAUUCAGCACCUUUUGGUGAGAUGAUAAAAUGUAUGGAUUGUUCUCCAGAUUGUAUAAUGUAGGAGGGCGCAUUACUGUAAUCAGAGAUAAGAUUAAUAGAUAUAUUUAAUGAAGAAGAGUCAGAACCAAUAAUUUACAUAAGUAAGAAUGAAUCAGAAACAUUGGGAUUAGGAUUAUAGAGAGGAUGUAUGUGUAUGCAUAAAUAUAGAAGCUAAGUAUGCUUAGAAUCCAUUUGUAUCAAAUGUAUUUCAUAUUUGUUUUGGUUAUACAAGAGGAUUCAUUACAAGGGAAUUUAAGAAUGCAAAUUAGAGUUAAUUAUAGUAUAGGGGAGAGUAGUCAAAUUAUUAAGUGGAUAUGAGGAUGAUAAAAAUAAAUGAUGAGAUGAUAAUAGAUACAAGUGGGAAUGUGACAUAUAUAGAUAGUAAGGAACCAUUUAUUUUAUUACCGGAAAUUGAAUACAUAAAGAUGAGAGAUUAUUUGAAAGAGUAUGGAGUAGAAGAAGUAGUGGAUAAGAUAGGUGAUAAGAAAGUCUAGUAUUUGAUAGUGAAGGAUAAAUCAAGAGGAUUACCAACAAUAGAGUUGUUAUUUGAAUAGAAGGAGAGAAUAAAAUUAGAGAGUGAUGCUUAUUCUUAUUAAUUGGAAGAUGGGAGAUAGCUUGUUACUUUUUAAAGAUCAAAAAUAAAUCGUAUAAGAUUGGGCAUUCCAUUCUUAACUUAGCAAUUGAUUACUAUUGAUUAAAACAAUUAGAAAUUAUUCAUCUCUUAAUAUAAUUGUUAAGAUUAAUUUAGGUAACCAUAAUAGAAUAGUGUUUAUUUUAAGCAUAUAAUAAUUCCAUUUAUUUUAUGUUGUUUAGCUGUUUAUUGUGUUUUAACUUAAAAAGUUAAAGGUAUAGUGAAGAAAAGGUAAUUAGAAUAAUAAGAAUUAGUCAAAUUAAAAGAAGAAGAAGAAGAAGAAUAAAUUUGA